Xenopus laevis (African clawed frog) is the source of this 4083-nucleotide messenger RNA. RefSeq names its product sperm antigen with calponin homology and coiled-coil domains 1 L homeolog (gene specc1.L). The transcript is spliced from 16 exons. NCBI's taxonomy places the organism in Eukaryota, Metazoa, Chordata, Amphibia, Anura, Pipidae. Bases 156 to 3323 code for a protein of 1055 amino acids. The record is from RefSeq and is a predicted model, not a curated record.
CUGCAGAAGAAGAGACGGGUGCGUGACGGGGGAGCGAGGGAAGAAGUAAAAACACUGAAUUACUCAGUCUGGUGUACACAUGCUGACAGCGCAGAGAGCAGAGCACUUCCCCCUUUAACAACUACUGUGUAGUUCCCCGCAAGGAAAGAGCUGAAAUGAAGAGCUCUACACGUUCAUUGGGUGCAGUAACCAAACAGGGAAACCAUGGGACCGAGCGGGCGAAAGCCAUUCCCACCAUCGCCUUUGGGAUGAAAACUUCCAGAUCAACUAAUUCUCUGGCUUUCGAGUCCCGUCUCAGCAAGUUGAAAAGGGCAAGUAGUGAUGACAUGCUCACCAAGCCAGGGGGCGGGAGCACUGCCGCUACAUCCCGAAUGAGGAAGACGAUCACGACAGGAGCCAUAUCUGAGCUGACAGAGAGCAAGUUCCGCAGCGCCACUGGAACAUCUGCAGCUGCAAGACGAACUGGCAUUCCAGCUCCAAGAGAACUGUCAACACCAGUAUCAAGGGACAGAGUGGCUCUACGCAGUCCUGUUAAUGCCAACGCUAAAAAGUCACUACCCAGUCCUUCCUCUCCUAGUACCCCAACGCCUUCCAGGAAUGUUCGUACACCUACAAGGCCCAAGCAGGAGAAUGAGCAAAUCAAUAAGACUGUCCUUGAGAUGCAAGUCAAGGAACUUCUGGCUGAAGCCAAAACAAAAGACUCUGAAAUUAGCAAACUCCGCACUGAGCUUCAAAAAUGUAAAGACAAGGAAUCGCCAAGUCCAGAGGUCCUCAACUCGAUAGAUCCCCUAGCAGAUUUACAUGAUAUCAAUGAUGUGGCCUUAAGUGACCCUGAAGCAUUAAUAAGGGCACUACAGGAAAAGAACACACAUUCUCUAAUAGAACUUGCCAUACUUAGGAAGGAAAAUGAAGACCUGAAGCAGAAAUUACAUGCCCUAGAGCAGUCUCCUCUAUCUGACACCAUAACCAGCAAUGGCACAGAUAGCAGCAGCCUUCUUUCACCAUCUACUCAAGGGACAAAUAUUGGAUGCCAAUUUAAAAGUCCAUCUCCGGGUGAGGCUGAUGAUGGCAGAAUACCAGGAAGGGGCUUCCAUAUUUCUGGUUCUUCAAGCAGCGAUGUCACAAAAGCUUCCAUUUCACCAGAUGCCUCUGAUUUUGAGCACAUUGCCGAUAUGCCUUCAAGGCCGACAUCCACAGGAAGCAUCCCAUGCCAAGGCUCAAAGUGUUCUACUAGUGGUAGUUCUCCAAAUAACAUAAGUGAUCUUUCUGUAGCCUCCCUUACCGAAAGGAUUCAUAAGAUGGAAGAAAACCAUCACAGUACAGCAGAAGAGCUUCAGGCAACACUGCAAGAGUUGUCAGACCAGAACCUUAUGGUGCAGGAGUUAACAAUGGAAAGUGAAAAGCUAGUAGAAGAAAAGGCUUUUUUGGAAACUUCUUUACAGCAGCAAAGACAGAGGGCAGAACAGCUUGGUCAAGAAAACGAGAGACUGAUGGGUCACUUAAAAGAUAGAGCAAAAUCUGAAGAAACAGAGAUUCAUGGCAAACUUACAGAGACAGAAAAGAAGUAUUCAGAAUUAGUUGAGAAGUCACAAUUUGAAAGGGAGAAGCUGCUCAACAUUCAGCAGCAGUUAACCAGCAGCCUUAGAAGCUUAGAGAAAGAACACCAAGAGGCUCAAACCGUUAGAAAAAAGCUUGAGGAGGAGGUAGAUAAAUUGCAACGUCUCCUUGACACGGAAAGGAAAGAAAAAAGUGCAACAGCGAAGGCAUUUGAGGACCAGAAAGUCACAGUUGAAGGCCUUAAAAUAGAGAAUAACUGCUUGAAAUCUCAGCUGGAGGGUGAGCGCCAGAAAGCGGCAGAAAUGACGGCAAUGGGAAAAGGAAGCGGGAGUGGAAACACUGAGAUCCAGGAGAUGUUAAAGUCGGCUCAUGCCGAGAAAGAGCAUUUGGAACUUACAUGCUCAGAACUUCGCCAAGAGCUGCUGAGGGCUAACAGCGAAGUAAAGCAGCUGCAGUGUCUCCUGGCAAAGGUGGAGACAGAGUGCCAUGAUCUGAAGGAGGUGGGAGAUCUGAGGGAGAAACAGCUGAAAUCGGCCAACCUGAAGCUGCAGGAGAGGAGCUUGGAGAAGGAGACUGAGAUCAAGGACAUGAAGGAAACCAUCUUUGAGCUGGAGGACCAAGUGGAGCAACACCGGGCUGUCAAACUCCAUAACAACCAGCUCAUUAGUGACCUGGAAAAUAAAGUAGAUAAGCUGGAAGAUCAAAAACAAGACUUGGAGAGACAACUGAAACUUCUGAAUAAACAGAUGAAGGAGGAUGCUGAGGAGUGGAAGCGUUUUCAGGCAGAUCUGCAGACAGCAGUGGUGGUGGCGAAUGAUAUCAAGUGUGAGUCCCAGCAGGAACUUCGUGCAGUGAAACGGCGCCUCCAGGAGGAAGAGGAGAGGAAUGGCCACUUACACAGGGAGCUGGAAGAACUGCAGGGCAGCAGGCAAUCUUCAUGUGAAGUGGAAUCUGUAGAGGGAGACAACAGAAUCCGUUGGCCAAGUGUUGGCCAUACCCAAGCACCAACUUCAUCCUCCGAACUUCCAGCCACUGUCAAGUCCUUAAUCAAAUCAUUUGACUUGGGCAAUCAAGGUGGAGUUGGUCAGAAUAUUCCAGUGCACUCAGCCCCGCGCAGUCCGUUGAGUGGAAUUCCCGUGAGGACAGCUCCAGCUGCAGCAGUCUCCCCCAUACAGAGGCUUUCAGUGACCAACAAUACCAAGUUAACAAGCAAAGAAGCAGAGAGACAAUUGGACAAUUCAGAUAAGUUGAAGGGACAAAGAGAUGACUUUACACCUGAUCGGUUUCCCCGUAAGAGUCCAUCACUGGAGUCACUGAAUACUCAUGCAGCACUAGGCUUUGGCUCACGGACAUCUCCAAUGGCCUUGGAUAGCUUGAGUCAUCAUAGUAAAUUAAGUGUGGAAAGGAAGGACCCACUCGCUGCGUUGGCAAGAGAAUAUGGUGGCUCUAAGAGGAAUGCUCUACUGAAAUGGUGCCAAAAGAAAACUGAAGGGUAUUCGAACAUCGACAUCACAAAUUUUAGCAGUAGCUGGAGUGAUGGCUUGGCGUUCUGCGCCCUUCUGCACACGUACCUACCUGCACAUAUUCCCUACCAGGAGCUCAACAGCCAAGAUAAGAAAAGAAAUUUAAUGCUGGCAUUUCAGGCGGCUGAAAGUGUUGGAAUCAAAACCAGUCUGGAGCUUAAUGAGAUGAUGUUCACAGACCGGCCGGACUGGCAGUGCGUGAUGAACUACGUGGCACAGAUUUACAAGUACUUUGAAACCUAGACGAUGAUUGGACAAAAUCUGACAUUAGCAAGGAAGCACACAUUCACUUUAUUGCCCAGGCCUGUCUCAUUCGGCGCAAGACUGGAGACCCCUCUUUGCCUGAAACACGGCACCCCUAUCACUAAUGGGGGAUUCGCAGGAAGUGGACAUGAAUAAAACUGCACUAAAACCUGCCGACUAUACAAAGUGCAGUAACUAUUCCGCUUGCUGAUAACUAUCACUAUGACUUAAUAGCUAACAACAUGUAGUCUUGUUGCUGUUUAGUUUACUACAGCCAUUGACCAUAUCCUUCUUCCUCCUGGAGUCCUAUAGUGUGAAAGAUGGGGGGUUUGUGUGUUCCUGUGACCUGCCAAAUAGAAAACUGGUUUUUCAACAAAUAAUGAACUUCUUGACUCUACAAGCAAGAGCGUUGGGGAUACACCAAGAACAGUCAUUAUAUAUUGUCUGCCAGGGAUGCAAACCUUUGUUUCUGCUCAUUUUCUGUAACACAUGAUAACACAUGAACAUCAUAAAAUGCCUGGUCUUAUCUUGGUGGGUGUAAAUUAAGAUAUGAAAUCCCAUGACGCACAAAGAACCAGCAGCCAACAGAAAUGCAUUUGUGAUAUGAAGGGGUGUAGUUAAAUGCACUAAUCAUAAAAUACUGUACAGUACGUAUGGCAACAAUCCCAUGGAUUUAAUAUAGCAAACAACUGCAAAUUUGUAAACUUCGGCAUGUGCAGAUGGAAACACUACGAUUAAAAAUAAUGGUAUAAUACCUUCA